Hyposmocoma kahamanoa is the source of this 2545-nucleotide messenger RNA. RefSeq names its product zinc finger protein 525-like. Gene Ontology annotation, biological process: regulation of transcription by RNA polymerase II. The transcript has a single exon. The coding region runs from base 453 to 1508 and encodes 351 amino acids. Gene Ontology annotation, molecular function: RNA polymerase II cis-regulatory region sequence-specific DNA binding; DNA-binding transcription factor activity. NCBI's taxonomy places the organism in Eukaryota, Metazoa, Arthropoda, Insecta, Lepidoptera, Cosmopterigidae. The record is from RefSeq and is a predicted model, not a curated record.
CAUUUUUUUGUAUAUCUUUCUAAUUUGUGGUACUCUAAUGUCAUAUGUCAUAGUCAUGGACACAAUACGUAUGUCAUGGAUGUGGUUAGGGACGUAUUAUUUCAUAGAAAAACUGGUACUGCUUUGGGUUUGUCCUGUUGCAGCUGUUUGCUUCUUUGAAGUUCUUUGUUUUAGAUAUACCUAUCAACCCACUUUGAGUCUCGCAGACUGCAGUAAUGGUAAAAAUUAUAUUUGAAAAUAAAUCCACCUCCCGUGUAGACGCUACUUACGUGACAUUUUAGCGGAAUUCUGAAGACACAGAACAAGCCACUAAUAAAUAAGAAGAAAAAUGAAUUGACUUGGGCACAAGCCUAUUAAAGGAAAUAAUAAUAAUAACUAUUAGUAGAUACUACGUACGUAUGCUGACACUGGCCUAAGGUGGCCGCCAGUAAGUAAGUAAUAAUAACAGCCCUAUGGAUUUACAUACGAAUGUCCAAUUUAAACAAGAGCCAGUUGAUGUUCCGGAAGAAGAACAAAGGAAAAUGGAGGAGCUGGAUCUGUAUGCAGAUCAUGAAAUCAAGGAAGAAUUAGUCAUAGGACCUGUGGUGUUGAAGCCUGUGCAUGUGCAGAACACAUCUGAUGGAUUGAAUGUCGAUGUUCAACCAUACAAAUGUGAUACAAACAUUGAACAUUACACAGGUAAAUACCAUCUUAAGCAUCAUAAUAUAAGUCAUACUGGAGAGAAGCCGAACCAUUGUGAACAAUGUAACUUAACUUUUCCCUGUAAAGUAAGUUGUAGUAAAAAUGUAAGAACUUAUACAAGAGAAAAACAGCACAAAUGUGAUAUUUGCCAUAAAUGUUUCAAAAAAAACCGUGUCCUUCAAAUUCAUGUAUUGACUCAUACUGGGGAGAAACCAUACAAAUGUGAUAUUUGCAAUAAACGUUUCGCAACAAAAUCUCAUGCUAAGCGUCAUAUAAUGGUCCAUACUGGAGAGAAACCAUACAAAUGUGAUCACUGUAAUAAAGUUUUUUCUUCUAAAUACCAUUUAAAUACACAUUUAAUGAUUCAUACAGGCCAAAAACCAUACAAAUGUGAUCACUGUAACAAAUCUUUUAGUCGUAAAGCAUUUUGUGAAAUACAUUUAAAGACUCAUACUGGAGAGAAACCUUACAAGUGUGAUAUUUGCAAUAAACGUUUUACAAAAAAAUAUCAUGUCAAGCGUCAUAUAUUGAUACACACUGGAGAGAAACCAUACAAAUGUGACCACUGUAACAAAUCUUUUAGUCGUAAAGCAUUUUGUGAAACACAUUUAAAGACUCAUACUGGAGAGAAACCUUACAAGUGUGAUGUUUGCAAUAAAUGUUUUAGGACAAAAUAUAUACUUAAUUGUCAUAUUAUGGUACAUACUGGAGAGAAACCACAUAAAUGUAAUCUCUGUAACAAAGUUUAUGCCUAUAAAGCAAGUUAUAUUAUGCAUUUAAGAACUCAUACUGGAGAGAAACAGGUUAACAAGAAAACUGGAAUUUAAAACCCCUAAUGGUCUGAUAAGAAUACUAUAAGAAUAGAUGAGAUAAGAAUACUGAAAAGAAACAAAUUCAUGUGUGAUAUGUGCAAUAAAAUGUUUUACAACAAAAUAUCAUAUAUAUCAUACCUGCCACUUUAAUAUUUUAACUUAAAUUUAAAUUUAAUCUAUAAUUUGAUAAAUUAGGUAAAAGAAUUACCCAUGACUGUGAAAAGAAAGACAACCAUGGUGACUAAAUAAAGUACACAGUAGUAUGUACAGGUGGGUGAACUGACGACUGAACGGCCUGAGGGAAAUUCAAAUAGUCAGGAGUGACAGUAUUAGAAGACAAACCAGGGUAAUUCAGGGGAUCAGGCAAAAUGGAGAUGGACUGGCAUCUGUUGCGUGGGCCGGAAAAAUGGAGCAAAGUAGUCACCAAUUGGUACCCACGAGAUGGAAAAUGUAAUAGAGGGCAUCAACAUCAAAGAUGGAAGCUAACUGCAGACCCAUGUUAGAGAAGGGUAGUUCUUGAUAGAGCGCACUGGAAAGAUGUGGAGGAGACCUGUGGCAAGAGGCACGCUGAGUUAAGAGAUAUAAUGUAAAAAUUUAAAAUGCAAUGUAAAAUUGUAAUGUGAAAAAUAUUUGUAACUCAGCUGAAAAGACGAUAAAUAAAAAAUAAAUACAUUUUAUGCUACUACAGUUGAAAUAGCAUAAAGUAUACUGAUAAAUGGAAUGUUCUCUGCUUUUCCAUCAGCCGAUUUGAGCUGGCUCUUCAAUGUUAAAUGGAGCAUGUUACAGAGGUAACAAAGUAAGAGUGAUCGAACAGAAAAACGAAAUAUGAUAAAAUACAAUUUGAGCUAACAUGCUAGUAGUUUCUAAUGCUGCAGUUAAGGAAUAGAUAAACUGAGAAUUUUGUAAAAGGUUUCUAUUUGUUAUUAUUUUACUAAUAAGUUUAUUACUUCAUUGAUUAAGUAAGUUAUGAAUUAUGCUAUUACUAUACCUACUAGGAAAUUAUUCUUAGAGCUAACUUUAUUCAUGAAUUAAAAGUUAAAAUAAUAAUUUGA